This is a messenger RNA of Phascolarctos cinereus (koala), 5466 nucleotides long. NCBI's taxonomy places the organism in Eukaryota, Metazoa, Chordata, Mammalia, Diprotodontia, Phascolarctidae. The record is from RefSeq and is a predicted model, not a curated record.
UCUGUGUGUCUCUCCUUGUCUCUGCCUCUGUCUCUCUCUCCCUGCCUCUGUGUGUCUCUCCUUGUCUCUCUCUCUAGGCAGCUGGCACAGAGAUGGCAUCAGGCCCAGAGGAGCCAGGGGAGCAGGGGACCCCAGGUUUGUUUCCUUGCUCAGCCUGUGACAUGGUUUUCCCUUCGAGGACUCUCCGGGACAGUCACGCCUAUCGCUUCUGCAUUGGCCACCUUACUCCAGGGAUACCCAGGGGCCGAAGGAAGAGCCCUGGCCAGCCCUCAGCCUCCCUCCCACUGAACAGAGAGCCUGGAUCUUGUUUCCAGGGCCAGUCACACCAGCCUGAGGAUCAACAGGAGACCCCCAGGAAAGCCCCAGGCCAGGGGGAAUCCAGCGGAGCGGCCCUGAAGAGGCUAACAGAUGAGGUUCAAAAUCUUCGGGUAUCUCUGCAAGACAUGGCCUUUCCCCAGAAGGUCACUGUAGGGUCCCGGGCACACCUGGAAGCAGCCUACGCUCAUCGGCUGGCACAGAUCGGGGCCCGAACUCGGAGCCUGGAGAAGCAUCAGGAGGAGAUCAGGCAGCAGCUUGGGGGUCUGGCUGGGGGCGAUGCUGGCGCCAGCGUCCUGGGGCAGGUGAUGCUGGCGAUCCAGGCCCAGGAGAAGAGAACGCAGCAGGCUCUGGACGCUCUUGGGGAGCGUGUAGAGAAACUGCAGGCAUGGACUCAGCCAGAUCUUCCAUCAGUGAGGAAGGAGGAGCAAGGGCUCAGCCUCAGCCUCUUAGCCCUACCAGCCAGUCAAGGGGUCCUGACUUCAGAGAUUCGGGCCCUACAGACAUCCUACCUCCAAGCCGGGGGCAGAGACCCCGGAGUCCUGGCCAAGAUAUGGGAGUUGCACCUUGAGGCUGCGCUGCUGGAAGGGAGGACUCAGAAGAGACAAGGGAAGGCCGCUGUUGGACCCCAAACGCUAGACACACAGUUGCAGGCCCUAGAAGCUGUUAACGGCCACUUGGAGACUGAAAUCCUGGCCCUACAGAUGCAGAGAGGACCCCAGAAGCCCUGGCAGGGCCCGUGGGAGCCCCAGCCCAAGGAGGGGACUGGUCUGCUCUGGAGAGGAAGAGGAGGCUGUGCCCGCCGGCCACCCCCUGUGGCUCCCCCGUUGCCACCCCCUCUCCCAGGACCCCCCCGAGACAGCCCUUUCCUAGGCAUGAUGGAAAUUACAGGAGCUGCAGCCCAGAGCCACCACCUCCUGCCCCCGCCCAAUGUGCUGGGCCCAGCUCCUUAUGACCCAGGGGCUGGGUUUGCCAUAUUCUACGACUUCCUGCUGGGACUGGAGCCUGAGUGGUCACAGGUGCAGCUGGUGACGGCGCUGGCACGGGGUGGGCAGGAGACCGGCCCCAGCACUGCCCUACCCCCAAGUCCCUGUCUGCCACUGCCCCCCGCCCCAGGGGCUCCCCUGGGCAACUGUGCCAUCCUGGCAGCUAGGCAGCCUGUGCCCAGAUUGCAUCCCUCCCUGGCUGUGACCCUGGUCACAGAGCUUCAGGCUUGGGGCCUUUGGGAUAGAGGCCAGGAGCCAAGGCCCCAGGCUUGGACCAACGUCCAGCUAUUUGACCUGGAGCAGAGGGUGCUGAGCGGACACUGGAGGCUGCCUCUGAGAGCCCUGCCCCGGGCACCAGGCCUUCACCCCAGGCAGCUCAAUGCCAUCCCUCAGGCUGGCCACAUUGAGCUGUACCUGAGAAUAGCCAAUGCAAGAGAUGCUGAGAUCCAGGCGUUGGCUAAGAUAGACCCCGCCCAAAGCCGGGAAUAUCGCUACCUGCCCACCGUAUCCAACUCACCCUCUCUGGAAGACAGCAACCUGAACUCCCACUUCCUGGGACCCCCCAGCCUGCUCCCCUCCCUCUCCCUGUCCUAUGGCUUCAAUGACCCUCCUCCUGCUUCAGAGUAGCCUGCACAAAGACCCCAGAUACAGCAGCUGGAGGCCCCUCCCAACUCCUCUCCAGGCCUUGGCUUCUCAUCUUUAAAAUGAACAGGUGGCCUCAUUCCCCCAGGGCCCAUUCAGCUCUGCAAGCCUGCAAUUCUAUGGUUCCCUGACCCUAUAAGACGAAGGGAUGUGCCCAUCAUCUGCCUUACCAGGCUCCCAGGAUGGGUCCUUUGCAUUGCUGAGUGUGUGUGUGUGUGUGGGGGGGGCAGCCAGUGACUUUGGGUGGGCAGAGAGCCCUGCCCAGGGCAGUCUCAAACCCUUCCCCAGUGAAGGGGGCAGCUCAGGGCCAUGAGCUGUGGGUUUCUCAGCCUGAGGAAUCUUUGGGCUCCAAGGUCUGCACCCUUGAGGUGGGGUUGGGAGAAGGGAAGCCAGGCACCCACAUACCCAGAACAACCAGCCGAGAGAAAUCCCUUGAGGAAGCCCAAGGCAGUCAGUGGAAACAUGCUUAGAUCUGAUUCAGCACAUGGGCACUCAGCCCUGGCAUCUGGGAAUCCUGGAGCAGAAGCCCAGUUCAUACCACCAGCAACCGCCCUUUACAAGGAAGGCCGGCUCAUCACUGAGGAGGCACUUGACCCUAAAUCCUUCAAUCUGCCUGUGCUCUCUAUCCAAAGAGAUGGCAUCUUCAGAGAUGCAGAUCCAUCCCACCUAUGCCAGAGUCCUGUGUGACACACAAAGGGACACAAAAGACUUUGGCCUGACCAUUCACAUGGGAAAAACCAAGUGGAUGAUAAAUGCUCAUUGUCUCUAGACUAUGGCAUACAGGUGGGAUGGACAUCAGUUUAUAUCUGAGAUAGACACUGCAAAUGCGCGAGUCCAGAAUUGACCAGGAGGAGGAGGGGAGUGACUAGAUGUCUUUGGGAAGUUGCAUCUAUUUUUAAUGACCCCAAAUUUCUCCUGGCUCCCUCAUAUCAGAAUCCUCCUGGCAAUCAGUGGUCACACUGGGAGCCUGGAACAGGCCAGAAGGGUCUGCCACAUGCAGGUUGCAAACAUCUGUCACAUCCUACUCCACCAGCUGUUGGAUCCUGGGACCCCUCCUCAGUCGGAGGCUCUACUUCCUCCUCUCCAAAAUGGGGCUAAUUCCUGCAGCCCCUCCCCCACAGAGCUGCCUUUAGAGAGGCUCAGCUGAGACACUACAUAAAGUGCUUUGCAGCCCUUGAUUCUCAUGCAUAAAAACAGGACUGUCCUAUGUAUGAGCUAGAAAGCCGCCAUAACAAGGAGCAAUGUGUUCUGGGAACCUAGGAGAGUGGGAAGGCGUGGUCAAGGCCCCCUGGGGCCCAAGCACCUCCUGGGCCCAGGCCUCUGGCUCCCUCCCCACCCAAGGCUUCCUCACCCUGAUUCAAUCACUAAGGAAGCCUUUUUGUCUUCUACCUCCCCACCCUCCAGUCUUAGUGAGGUUGGCCAGGUCAUUUAUUUGCUUGUCUCUGGACCUGUUUCCUAAUCUAUAAAAUGGGGACCCAUGGUAGUUCAAAUUCACUCACUCACUAAAUGCAAUUUACAUAAGCACCUACUGUGUGUGUGUGGGGGGGGCUGCAGCCCCAGCAUCUGAGUCCAGCCCCUGCUGCUGCCCCCCCACCCCCAAGCAGGUAGUCUUCCACCACAUCCAGGCACAGGAGCUUCCCCCAGCCAAAAUAGCUAGCUAGCAUAUACAAAAAGCUUGUUAGGUUGACAAAGCACUUCGCAUGUUUUAUUUCACUUGACCCUCCCAACAAUGCUGGAAAGUAGUUGUUAUUGUCCCCAUUUUACAGAUGGGGAAACUGAGGCUGAGAGAAGCUGACUUACUCACUCAGGUUACACAGCUAGUAUAUGUCUGAGGCUGGCUUUGAACUCGGCUUCCAGGCUCUAGGCACAGCUCUGAAGACACCGGGCCACUGGACAUCUGGCCUGAACCUGCUGAUUUUAGGGGCUCUUGCCCCACCCACCCUCCUGCACUCCAUCCCAUUUGGCUAUCUGUGCUCCUCCCACACAUCCGACUCGGUGCUCCCACUCCGAUGCCCUUCCUCUUCACUGUAUACACAAGGGAUGCCCUGGUCCCGUGGUGGGGGCUGGGCUCCCCGAAGAGGCACUUGGGCUUCGAUGGUGGUGUCUUAGGACAGCCCGGGGUAUGUGGGGGGCCCCUCAGUGGCCUUUUUGCACCACCAGUUACCGGUCAUAGCCAAGCCUUUAGGCACCUUAGAAGCCCUUACAGGUACUGGGCUGAGCUCUCAGAUCUGACUUUUCUACAAACAGGGCGGCAUCUGCAGUGCCACUCGACCCAUCCCAACCCCCAGGGGCCUUUCUUCUGGGCUAAACCAGUGGGGAGGUUGGCCAUCUAAGCCUCUGGACUUCACCAUGCCUUCCCUUCAUGAAAUCUAUGUUCUGGAGCAAUGGCUUCCUGGUUCUUCCCACAUACACACCUUGGUACUGGCUGUCCCUGACUCCCAGCCCUCAAUUCUAAUGCAGGCCCCCAGCCCAUAAGCCCUUGUGCUUUGGACAAGCCUGCCCACACCCCCAAUCAUCCUGGCCCAUGGCAGCCAAGUCCCCCAAGAAGGCAGUCAGACCCACUUACCAUCCUGCUCAGGGCACCUGCUCGUUGUGGGCAGGAAGCAGUAUUCCUGGCCUAUUCAAUGUCCACGUGCCCAGCUUAGGGUCAGGGAAGGGGCAUGCUAAACAGGGAGACCCAGGCCCACCCCUUCCUGCACCACGUGGUGGCUGGUCCACCCAACAUAGUUCCGUCGGCAAUCUCAUGCCCACCUUCCAGAAGAGGCCACUUUUUCAUCACCCUACUCCCACCUCCCACUUAUUUUUAUAUUGCAUUACUCUUUCGAAACAGGAAACGUUUCACACUUAUCUCUGUAAACCCCAGGGCCUGGAAGAGUUAGCAUUUGCUCCUUGACUCACUCACCAACACACAUGCUCACAUUCUUGACUCAUCUCACCAAGCCCGAGAACCACGGGAGACACCCCAAUGGCACUUUUCUGUUAUUGUCCAACUCUUCAUGACCCCAUUUGGGAGUUUCUCAGCGAAGAUACUGGUUUGCCAUUUCCUUCUCCAGCUCAUUUACAGAUGAAGAAACUGAGGUAGAGAGGGUAAAGUGACUUACCCAGCGUCACAAAGCUAAUAAUCCCUCCCACCUGACUGGCUAUCUGCUGAGCCAAGAUGGUGCCAGAAAGCAACAGCCUGGCUCUCCACUGAGACGUCUCCAGUUCUCCCAAAGUCCCAGGCAAUGAUCCCCCUGCUUUCACGUAUUUCCUCCUUCAAGAGGCCAAGCAGUGCUCCAGGGAGGCCAGGUGGACAUUGCAGGUGGAAGCUGUGGCCCAAGUCAGAAAACCUGAGCGGGUUCACAGAAGCCCCAUUAGGGACCCCAAAAUGCUCUCAAGUCUUUCCAGUACCCCAAACAAAGCUGAGGCUGAGAAACAAGAAGAGCCCCCUAAAUGGGAGCCUGAGAAUGGGGCAGGAGGCAGGGGCUCCUCUCCUCUGUCCUCCUCAGUAUAAGCUAAGCCAAAAUCCAUCAGGAACUUGGGU